Molecule: messenger RNA, 603 nt
Organism: Papaver somniferum (opium poppy)
Lineage: Eukaryota; Viridiplantae; Streptophyta; Magnoliopsida; Ranunculales; Papaveraceae
Exons: 1
Coding region: 1-603 (200 amino acids)
Source: RefSeq, a predicted model, not a curated record
AUGUCAGACUUCUCUAUGGUUGUAUAUUUUGUUGGUUCAUACAUGAUGGUGCUCUUAUUAUAUAUUGAUGACGUCAUUUUAACUGGUUCUUCAAAUAUUCUACUUGAAAAAUUGGUUAAAUAUCUGGGUUCUUCUUUUGAAAUGAAGCAGUUAGGUGAUUUUCACUACUUCUUAGGAUUAGAAGCUGUAAGAACAUCAGAUGCCAUAAAGUUAACACAACAGAAAUAUACAGUUGAGAUACUAUCUAAAGCUAAAAUGAUAGAAUGUAAUCCAUGUAGUACUCCUGUAUCUAAAGGGCCAAGACUUUCAGUUGAUAAUGGUAUUCUUUUAACAGAUGUUUCAGAAUAUAGAAUUAUAGUAGGUAUGCUUCAGUAUCUCUGUUUAACAAGACCGGACAUUUGUUUUGGAGUUAAUUAUGUAAGUCAGUUCAUGCAUGAUCCUACUGACUUACAUAUGAAGCUAGUGAAGAGAAUAUUAAGAUAUCUUAAAGGAAUAAUUGGUUAUGGUAUAACUUUGAGAAAAGGAGAUGUUAAUACUUUAACUGCUUCUUCAGACUCUGAGAAGAACUCCAAUUCUCAGGCAAACUUGAUCGGUUGGAGUUAA